Acyrthosiphon pisum (pea aphid) is the source of this 2210-nucleotide messenger RNA. RefSeq names its product tudor domain-containing protein 1. The coding region runs from base 60 to 2210 and encodes 716 amino acids. The record is from RefSeq and is a predicted model, not a curated record. NCBI's taxonomy places the organism in Eukaryota, Metazoa, Arthropoda, Insecta, Hemiptera, Aphididae. The transcript has 11 exons.
AUUCCGUCUUGUGAUGUGUUAUAGCGCUGUCCGAAAGACGGCCUUCGUCUGUCUCGAGCAUGUUGUCUUCGACGAUGUCAAUCAGCAGCAAUUAUUCGACCGUUUCCGGUGCAGAGGCCGCUGCCACUUUUGGUGAUGUCUCCGCCUCUUCUGUUGACGCCGCCGCCUCUUCUGCUGACACCAGAGCAUCUUCUACUGACGCCGCCGCCUCUUCUGCUGAUGUCGCCGCUGGUUCCUAUGACGAUAACACUUCCGGUGAUUCCGCCGCCGCUUCCGUCAUCGACGGUCCACCGCAAUCGCAGGUCUUCAAAGAGAUCGUGAAAAACCAAGUUGAGCUCGUAGUCGUGUCACACCUCAACAGCCCGUCCGACUUUUAUGUACAGCUUAACGCAAAUUCGAAAGUGUUGGAUAUGGUCGACAGCGAACUCGGCAGACACGUGAAAUCAAAACAUGGCGCUGUACCGGUGGGUCACGUGGAAAUAGAUAAUACCAUUAUGUACGCCGUACAAACAUCAGAUAAUAAAUGGUGCCGAGGUGUUGUACUCCACGCCUUCAACGAAAACAAUACAGAUUUGUUCAGAGUACACUUUGUCGAUUACGGUUUUAUGGAGACUUUAACAGCCGACAGAAUUAAAAGUGUGCCAGUCAGUGUUGUCUCAAUACCACCAUUAGCCUAUAAUUGUGCCAUAUAUGAUUUGAAGCCAAAAUAUACAACUGGAUGGUCAAAUGAAGCAUACAUAUUAUUCAAUGAUUUGAUGUCAAUAAAGACAGGUUUAUAUUUUAUAUACCCUUUGGAAAUAAAAGGUUUACGUAUCGGGGUUGAUGUAGUUUGGAAUGGAGACAUUUAUCCUCUGUCCAUACGCGAUGCUAUGUUUUUUUUGGGAUACGGUUCUUAUGAGUAUUAUGUGAACAAACAAUUGCAUCAAGAACUUGUAAAUAUGAUAACAUUGCCUGAUAAUUUAAAACUGGAAGAAGGAAAAAAAUAUUCUGUAAUCUUAUGUCACUUCAUUUCACCAACAGAGUUUUAUAUGCGAAUAGGUGAUGAUACUGCCCAAUUAGAAGAAGUAAUGAAUACACUAAAAACAAUAUACAUACCUACUGCAGAAAAUACACAUAAAAGCUAUUUAUUAUAUACACCACAAAUUGGUAUGGCUGUUGCAGCUAGAUAUUCUAUUGAUGGUCAUUGGCAUCGUGCAAAGAUAACAAGUUUGCCUGAAGAGCGCUUGGUUACAGUUUUUUAUAUAGAUUUUGGCAAUUCAGAAACAUUGCCAUGGGAUGAACUAAGAGUACUCGAUAAAAACCUCAUUAAGACACCACCGCUCGUAAUAAAAGCAUCAUUAGCUGAUGUUAAUCCUGCUGUUGAAGGUAUAGAAAGUACUAAGUGGAGUGAUAAUGCUUGUGCUGCAUUUUUAAAUUUUUCAAAGAUUGAUUACGCUGAUGAUGACUUGAUAGCUUUCAUACACGAAGUUGAUGGUGAUACACACAAAAUUGUUUUGUAUAAUCGUUCUUCAAGAGCUGAGAUUUGCUUGAACAGUAAACUUGUAUCUCAAGGAUAUGCUACAACAAUGGAUCCUAUAUCAUGUGUAUUCAAGAAAACAAACACAAGAAAACAAGUGAAGCAAACAGUGUUACUAAACUCUAGAAAUAAAGAAGUAAUGUCACCAUCCGAUGACACUUUAUCUUUUACUAAGCUGCGAUCAGUUAUUGAAAAUGAAAAUCAUAGUUGGAAAAAUAAGAAAAAUAAACUCCCUGGUAUGCCAAUGUCAAUCGUUAAAGUUGUCAGUCCUGAUGAAAUAAUUCUAAAAAAAAUGGAUUAUAAUACUGAGAUAUUAACUGAAAAAAUGAAUAAAGUUUAUGGUGAUAAAAAAAAUAAAAAAACAAUAUUAGGUUGGAAAAUAAAUGAUUUAUGUGCAAUAUUAAUCAAAAAGUAUGGAAAUUGGAAGAGUAUACACAAUUUGAAUGUUUACUUUUAUGACAUAAAUGAAACAAUUGAUGAGAUACCUAUCAAAACUUUACAUAUACUUGAAGCAGAAUUUCUUAAAUUAAAAUGUGGAAUUCUGCAUUGUGGUUUGAGCAAUUUAGUUCCUUUAGGUGCUUCAGAUGGAAUAUGGCCUAAAUUUAGUUGUGAUCGUCUGAUUGAAGAAUUAAAAAAAUAUCCUUCAGUAUAUUUCUUAAAUCAGGUAAAUCCUCAAGUUAAUAUUGACUAUUAA